AUGGAGUCAGAGACAGGUGGAGCUAACAAACGCAAGAAGAAGAAGAAACAUCAAAUACAGCAACAGCAACAAGCAAAGAAAUCAAAUCUCCCUCUUCCACUUCCAAGUCCUCAAACACAUACUCAACCUCAACCCAUACAACAACAACAAGAAAAGGAGAAGGAGAAGGAGAAGAUAAUAGAGUAUGAUGUAAAUGGAAGAGAGAUAUGCUUCUUGUUUAGGAAGUUUCAAAAGUGUAGAUAUGGAGUCAAGUGCAAGAGAUCACAUCUAUUGAACUCACCAGAUACUCCAUCAACAGUGUUGUCAACAACAACAACAUCAGCAUCACCAGCUGGUGGUGUUGUCAACAUUGCCAACACCAACAAGACCGCGCACUCAGUUGUACAGAAGUUGAUGUCAUUGUUCAAUCAACCAAAGCUAACUGCGACACCGACUCCGACUCAGCAACAACGGCCACAACAAUUAGAGUUGACAAUGAUUGAGCAGUGUCGAGCAAAGAUGAUGAGGUCCACUGGGAAGCUUGUGUUGACAAGCACCACGCACAAGGUACCAAAGACACUGGCAAAGGAGAUCAAACGACAUCAUUGGCGAGUAAAGACUACAAUCGAUACAUUGCUUGCUGGUACACCACCAUUCAUUUAUCGCAAAUCAUUGACUACCAGUCAAAGACUCAAAGAUAUCAAUUAUAGUAGAAUGAGACCAUUAAUAUAUAUAAUGCUCAAACCUAUAUUAUCAUUGGAUGUUGAAGAAUGGUGGCUACAAAUGGUUGGUGACACCCUUUUGUCGAUGCUGUGUCGCAUUCACAUGGACCCAGUACGCAUUGAACAACGACUUGUACAAUGGGGAGUUGGGACGAUCAACGCACGCAAGUUGGUCGUCAUGCUCUGGAGUGUAAUGGCACAGUCAACUCAAUCAAAGCAUCGAAUAUCCAGUCUCGUACAGACGUGCGAGAGGGAAGUUAGAUCAGGUGACAUGCGAGCGAUAGAUUAUGCAAGAGCAUGUCAGUUCAGUGCCAAUCAAACAAAGCUUGCAUAUGAUGUCACAAGCAAGUUGACCAAUGAGUCGUCAGAGUCAAUCAAGUUAUCUCAAUCUCAAACAACAAGUCAAAGUCAGUCACAGACAUUGGCCAACAUUCACAAUCAAUCACAUGUUGGUGGCAAUGUAGUUAUAUCACUUACUGAACUCAAACGAAUCAAUAAUGUUGUUUCAAGUUCAUUGUCCAGUGAUCAACAACAACAACAACAGCAGUGGAAGGAGAGGAAGCGAAGAGAGCUGGAAAUGAUUUCAUCCAUCAUAUCAUCUUCAUCAUCAUCAUCACAACAUCCACCAACAUCUGGAAAUGGUUGA
This is a messenger RNA of Acytostelium subglobosum LB1, 1347 nucleotides long. RefSeq lists its product as hypothetical. The transcript has 2 exons. Gene Ontology annotation, molecular function: metal ion binding. The coding region runs from base 1 to 1347 and encodes 448 amino acids. Lineage: Eukaryota; Evosea; Eumycetozoa; Acytosteliales; Acytosteliaceae. The record is from RefSeq and is a predicted model, not a curated record.